Molecule: messenger RNA, 5027 nt
Organism: Puntigrus tetrazona (Sumatra barb)
Lineage: Eukaryota; Metazoa; Chordata; Actinopteri; Cypriniformes; Cyprinidae
Gene: arhgap22b
Product: rho GTPase-activating protein 22
Exons: 10
Coding region: 1679-3679 (666 amino acids)
Biological process (GO): signal transduction; activation of GTPase activity
Cellular component (GO): focal adhesion
Molecular function (GO): GTPase activator activity
Source: RefSeq, a predicted model, not a curated record
AGGAAGACAAGGGCAGGACGAGAAACAGGGUGGAGAGAGCGCUAAAUGGAGAUUUGAGACGGGCAGUGAGUCACUUUGUAGUCCAGCACUCCAGUAUCCAGAAAAAAACAGUCACGCGUUACAUGAAAAUCAUUUAAUAUUUAAAAAAAAAAAUGAGAAGACAAGACUAUAGGAUAGACAGAUAAAAAAUAGAUUGUGUGAGUGUGUCAUUUUUUAAUUAAGGGUUAAAUAUUGUUAUUAAAAAAUAAAUAAAUAAUGAAAUGUCAUUUUUGGCUAAUAUUGAACACCUGUGUGAGAGCAAAUAAAAACAUUAAUGGAGCAUCAUAUUAAUGCAAACAUAACAUAUAUUCAGGAUAUAAACAAGCUGUAUUAUUAGACCAUAACGCCUAAAUAGGAAAGUGCCUACAGGUACGAUUUAUGAAUAGCUUGAGUUACCGGCAGAUUAAGUAUUGAUCCCUAAAAAAAAUUAAAUAAAUAAAAAAUCCAUAACCUUUUCACGGUAAAAAAUUUAGAUUUUACGGUUUACGGUAUACCGUCAUUUCCUUAACUGAUAUAAUGUUAACCAACCUACUGAAAUUAACUAUACUAAUAAAACCAGGUGAUGUUGAGAGUGGUGAUCAUAGUGAGGAUGAGCGAAGGCCUAUCACGGGCAGCUUUUAAAUAUUACUGUAUACAGGAGGUGCACCAAACAUCAUCAUGCUCACACACGUGAAAUAACAUUUCAUUUAACAGCAUUACAUUAAACACACAACCCUAAAACUGUCCCGUCUUUGGACUCUCUUUGUUGUUGUUUAUGUCUCGUGUCAUGUGCUCUGUGGGCCCCACCUUCCUUCCUGUUAAUUGAGUGAUUGUCUUCACCUGUGUCUAAUUAAUUUAGUGACUUCCUGUUUGUAUUUAAGUCCUGUGUAAUCGCCGGUUCUCGUCUUUAAAAUGCGUGUGGUUUUUGUCCUGUCUGCCAGUCAGCCUGUAAAUAUAUCAUUUCGUUCUGAGUAGAUUAAAGUGUUUAAGUUUACCUUAUGCUCGUUGCAUGCUCUCUUGCUAACCACACCGUGACAAAAAGUGAAAGCACGGGGAAUUAUGGAAAUUUUACAUUUAUUGUCGCCUUUUUUCACUUCCAAAAUACUACCGUGACACCAAAUGUAGCGUCCAAUACAGUUUUUACCAUAUAUAGCAGGGGAACUUAGCGUUGUAGCAUUUUUACAGUAUUUUACCGUUAAAUUCAAAGCCAUUUUCUAGAGUGUGGCCUUGUUUGAUAGAGCUCGUCUCUGAUGGAGAUACGCGUGUAGAAGAGAGGGAGGCAGGGUGAGAGAUCCCGAGAGACGGAGGAGUGUGAGAACACAAGCCUGAGACCAAUUAAGAGACAGGCGCUUUACUGCUGUAAUCAUACACACGCUGACUGGUCAACGUAGAGGAGCCAUGAUGAAUAAUGCAUCGGCGGGUGGGUGUGGACCAGCGCGUGUGUGUGUGAGCAGGAGGCGGAGAGCGAGCGUGUGUGUGUGUGUGUGUGCGUGCAUGUGUGUGUGUGUGUGUGAGGAAUCCUUCCCCCAGCCCUCAGCCAGCCUGCAACAUGAGGUCAGCGAGCUAGCGGAGAAGAGCAGAGAGAGCGAGGAGGAGAGGAGCAGGAGGAGAAUGGUCUGAGGAGGAGGAAUAUGCAGAGCAGAGGAAGAGCAGCCCCUCGAUGGCAGCCAUGCUGAGUCCAAAGAUCAGGCAGACCCGGAGAGCCAGGUCCAAGAGCAUGGUGAUGGGAGAGGCGUCUCAUGGCUCGUGUCGGUCCACCUCCCCGAGUCUCCAGGAGGGAGUGCUAAAGGCCGGCUGGCUGAAGAAGCAGAGGAGCAUCAUGAAGAACUGGCAGCUGCGCUGGUUUGUGCUGCGUGCAGAGCACCUCUACUUCUACAAGGAUGAAGAGGAGACCAAACCUCAGGGCUGCAUCUCACUGAAGGGCAGCCAAGUGAACGAACUGACAGCCAACCCAGAAGAACCCGGCCGAAACCUUUUUGAGAUUGUCCCAGCCGGAGAGAAAGACAAGGCUGCAGUGAGCCACGAGUCCUUUCUGCUCAUGGCCAACUCUCAGAGCGACAUGGACGACUGGGUGAAGGCCAUCAGACGGGUCAUAUGGGCUCCGUUCGGAGGAGGAAUAUUUGGCCAGCGUUUGGAGGACACUGUACAAUAUGAGAGGAAGUUCGGUCCUCGUCUCGCCCCUCUCUUAGUGGAGCAGUGUGUGGAUUUCAUCAGGGAACAGGGUCUUGAUGAAGAGGGCUUGUUCCGGAUGCCAGGACAAGCCAACCUCGUGAAGGAGCUUCAGGAGGCCUUUGACUGUGGAGAUAAACCUCAGUUUGACAGUAACACCGAUGUCCACACCGUGGCUUCCCUGCUGAAGCUGUAUCUCAGGGAGCUCCCCGAGCCCGUCGUUCCCUUCUGCAAGUAUGAAGACUUUCUCACUUGUGCUCAGCUCCUGGCCAAAGAGGAGGAGGAGGGAAUACAAGAAUUAGGGAAGCUGGUGACGACCCUUCCAGCUGCCAAUUACAACCUUCUGAAAUAUAUAUGCAAAUUUCUGGAUGAGGUACAGUCUCACUCAAAUGAAAACAAAAUGGGUGUGCAGAACCUGGCCACCGUGUUCGGACCAAAUAUCCUCCGUCCCAAAAUGGAGGAUCCAGUAGCUAUUAUGGAAGGCACCUCCCUUGUUCAGCAUCUCAUGACUCUGCUCAUCAGCAAACACGAACGCCUGUACACUGAAAGAGACUCAGAAACAUCACAGAACCAGGCGGAGCCCAAGGACCAAAGCCAGCAACUUCAGCAGUCCAACCUGGUGGACUGGAUCUCUGAGGAGGAUCUCCAAACCUGCCCGUCUACAGAUGCUGCUUCAGCCUCCAAGCCUUCACCUCAGGGAAAGGGAGAGACGGCCAUCAGCCCUAGUAAGCAGGCCAAGACGAUUCCAGGAUGGAAGUACACCUUCAAAGGCUCCUCAGCCAAAGGAGCCUCCGCAGCGGACGGUGGGAACUGGUUAAUGAACGGCCUGUCCUCAUUGAGGGGACACCGCCGAACCUCGUCCGGCGAACGCUCCAGGGACUCAGGCUCCUCUCAGAGACUGUCUACUUAUGACAACGUCACUUCUUCAUCGAGUCUGGGCAGCGUGCUAAGUAUGGACAGCACACCGUGGUCCACCUCGUCCUGCGAGAUCUCCGUCACAGACUCAGGAGGGGAGCCGCUGGGGACAGAAGACGGGCCGAGCGCUCCGGAGGAACGGAGCGAGGAGGAAGCUAAGCCCGUAGAACAAGAGGAGGAUGCUGAGGAGAAGCGCUCGAGUUUGUUUUGCGGCGAUAAUGCUGCACCGGUCAUUAGAGUCAUGGACGAAGACGGAGAUGCAGACGAAAGCCCUUCGUCUCUGGUCAGCGUUGUGGCAGAACUGAAAGAAGAGUUAAGGAAGCAGAAACAGACUUAUGAAUCUAGAAUUAAAAAGCUGGAAGAGUCGAGUUCAGCCCUGUGUGCGCAGAUGGAGAGACUUGAGCAAGAGAUGGAACAGGAGAGAAAAAGAAAACGAAUGCUUGAGAUCAAACUGAGGAACUCUGAACGGGCCCGUGAGGAUGCAGAAAACCGCAAUCGCCUCCUUGAGAAGGAGAUGGAAGACUUCUUCUCCACGCUGGGGGAUCUGGCUCUUGGAAGCCGCACCAGUGACAUAUGAUGCAGAAACAAACACACCCAAAGACCAGAGCUCUCAGACGUCUCCGUGAAUCAUGUGGACAAUUUUAUGUCCGCAAAAUUUUUGAGAACGUUCCCCUCAAGCCAUUUUAAAGCAAUUUCUUUCUGGAGCUUUCAGGUCUGAAUGUCCUGAAAUCGGUUCAGUUGAUAUCAUGCAUCUUUGGCAUGUUCAGGGUUCCCGGUCUGAAUGAUAACAAUGGUGAUUAGAGCGGAGUCAUGGGCUUUGGCACAUAAAUGAGCUGAAAAUUUACUUCAAGGUCAUCUAGUUUGUUCAGAUUGGCAUCAGCGCAACAAUAGAUGCUCUGCAGUGAAUGGGUGCCGUCAGACUGAGAGUCCAAACGGAUGAUAAAAACUUCACAAUCCACAGCACUCAAGUCCAUCAGUUAACAUCUGGAUUUUUAAUUUUAAACUUAAACAUUUUAUUUGAUCCUUUAAUUUUCCUACAAACAUCUUUUUGCUUCGUGACAAUUACUUGUGGAUUAUUGUGAUGUUUUUAUCAACAGUUUGGACUCUCAUUCUGACAGCACCCAAUCACUGCAGAGUUUCUCCAAAUCUGAUGAAGAAACAAACUCCUCUACAUCUUGGAUGACCUGAGUGUGAGGAAAUGUUCAUUUUUGGGUGAAUACACUGUUAGGCAGGCCACUGCUUUACAAAAUAAAUUGAAUGCACGCAUUUUUGACUAAAUUAACUCAAAAUAUUGGCACUGAAACCGUUUUCUUGCAUAUUCGGUGGAGUUUCAAGACCGUCAGUGCCACUUUCAUGAAAAAAAAAGUUUGAAACAUGACAUUUUGCCAAUGGCUCUAAUUUUAUAUGUAUUUUACACAGUUUAGGUGUAUAGAAAGGCUAGAAAUGCUCUGUGGAUGUGAGUGGUCAAACGCUGUCAUAGAUUUUGUAGACUCAGCUCAUUUUCUGAACUGUUUUCCGACUGCAUAGUAGGUAAAUUGUGUAUUAGCAAGAUGGCCGUAGCCCAAUGGUUCAUUUUCCAGGCUGCUAAUAUGAAUGUUUCAGGUUCAAUCUCAAGAAGAAGAGACCCAGAAACUGGACAUCACCACUGUGCCCUCAAGCAAAGUGCUUUUUGCUGCUCAACACGUUUCAGUUACGGAUCCAUUUGGAUAUUAUUUGGAUUUUACUAGAACGACAGCUUUUACAAAGGACUUUAAUGCAUAUGUAGAGUAUGUGAAGAUGUUAUACAUCAUGAUUAGAGUAUUAUACUGCGGUCAUACGUGACGAUUAGACUUUGUGCUGUGCUGAAAUGUUACCAAGUGUCACUGUGGUGGUAUGUAAUUAUUCACAAAGGACUAAAUUAAACAAACGGACAAGAAUGUACUCCA